Messenger RNA from Sceloporus undulatus (fence lizard), 3086 nucleotides. It is a transcript of the gene NEDD9, whose product is annotated as neural precursor cell expressed, developmentally down-regulated 9. Gene Ontology annotation, cellular component: plasma membrane; cytoplasm. Gene Ontology annotation, biological process: cell surface receptor protein tyrosine kinase signaling pathway; cell migration. The transcript is spliced from 8 exons. NCBI's taxonomy places the organism in Eukaryota, Metazoa, Chordata, Lepidosauria, Squamata, Phrynosomatidae. The record is from RefSeq and is a predicted model, not a curated record. Gene Ontology annotation, molecular function: protein binding. The coding region runs from base 358 to 2844 and encodes 828 amino acids.
UCGAGAAGCGAGAGUGCGCCGGGGCUGAGAGGGUCCCCUGCAGGAGCCUUUGGUCUAAAGCGGAGGAAUGGAGAGGAAGGGAGGCUCCGUUUAAAGCGGGGCAGAUCUGGCAAAGGGGAAGAAGAAGAAGAAGGGGCCGGUGGAGCCCCCUUUCUCCCGCCUGAGAGGAUGAAGUACACGUUAUUUGGAUGAAUGCUUUUCAAAAGUGGGGGCCGAGAUGUGUGGUGGAGGACAAUGGCAAGUGGACAGCAACUGGGGGAGAGAGCGUGCACAAUUGAGAGCAAUGAAAAACCAACUGUGUGAUCACUGGAAACUCCGCUCAGAUCCUUAACAGACGACCGUUCACAUGUUUUAAACAUGUUUUCUACAUCCAAAAGGAAUCUUAUGGCAAGAGCCCUCUAUGAUAAUGUCCCAGAAUGUGCAGAAGAGCUGGCCUUCCGCAAAGGUGACAUUUUGACAGUGAUAGAACAGAACACUGAAGGACUAGAAGGAUGGUGGCUGUGUUCCUUACAUGGACGGCAAGGUAUUGUUCCUGGCAACCGUGUGAAACUUCUGAUAGGCCCUGUACCAGAGAGUCCACCCAGCCAAGACCUGUCAAAUUCAGGACCAGUACAUCAAAACUUUAACCAGCAAAAGGUCUACCAGGUGCCAAAUGCACAUUCUUCACCUCGAGAUCCUGUCUACCAAGUGCCACCUUCCUAUCUGAAUCAGGGAAUCUACCAGGUACCCACAGGCCAUGUUUUUCAGGGGCAUGAUGUUUACCAAGUGCCUCCAUCUGGGCAGAGGAGUUUUGGUGCAAUAGAAGGCUCCCCAGGAAGCAACAAGGUAAUAACUCCAGUCAGGUCAGGACAAGGGUAUGUUUACAAGUUCCCUACCAAAUACCAGAAGGAUACCUAUGACAUCCCACCAGCUCGUCCUCUCCAAGGGGUCUAUGAUGUCCCCCCUGCCUCCUUUAAAGGUCCUGGGCAAGCAACUCAAAUGAGUGAUGGAAAAUCUCAAGGGGUCUACGAUGUUCCUCCCUCAAAAGGGAUCUAUGCCAUUCCUCCCUCAGCAUGUAAAGAUGAUUCCAGAGAGUGCUCACCAGAUUCAGCAGCUUGCAUACAACAUGAGACAAGACCAGAGGGUGUGUACGAUGUCCCUCCACCCAUGGCCAAAGCAGCUGCAGAAGAUCCUGGACAAAAAUGUUUUUGCAGCCCUCCCACCUCCUCAGGCCUAACACCACACCAACAAGGCCUGUAUGAUGUCCCAGUGAGCCACCCAACUCAGUUUGUAGGACAGCUGAUUGCUCCUCAGAGUGAUGUCUAUGACACCCCCCGAGGAGUCCCAUUCCCAGGACAGCACUUGGAAUUUGGAGACAGUCUAAAUGCUGAAGGAAAUGAAGGUAUAUAUGAUGUGCCUCCACAAGUAAGCCAGGACACUAAAAAAAUGCAGGAUGUGACUGAUGGGAUGAACAGGUUGUCUUUUUCUAGUACAGGGAGCACAAGGAGCAACAUGUCCACAUCUUCCACAACAUCAAAGGAAUCUUCUUUUUCAUCAACUCCUUCUCAGGACAAACGAUUAGCACUGGAUCUUGACACAGCCAUAGAGAGACUUUACUGGCAUCAGAACACAAUGGAAACCACCAUCUCCAGUUUAAUGGACUUUGUCACCCCUGAAUGGCGGUCUUACGAGUACAUGGAAAAGCACAUCAACAAGAUCCACACUGCUGUUGAUAAGGUGGAGCAGUCACUGGCUGACUACCUUCACUUUUCCAAAGGGGCAAUUGCCAAUGCUUCCUUGCUUUCAGAACUCAGUCUCUACAAUAAGAUGAGGAGGGAAAUGCAGAGACUGGAAGAUUCUCAUCAGAUUUUGACACAGACUAGCCAGGACCUCAGUAACUGCAACUGGUCCUUGAAUGUCCUGGCCCGGAACAAGCCCCAAAACAAAUGUGAUGACCUGGAUCGGUUUGUGAUGGUGGCGAGGACAAUCCCAGAUGAUGCUAAACAGCUGACCACCAGCAUCAGCAUCAAUGCGGAGGUGCUCUUCAAACAAGGGUAUAUAAAAAAUGCUUCAGAAAGCAUGGGGCCAUCUGUGGAUUAUGUGUAUGACAAUCCUCAGACCCUGAUGUCACAGCCUGGAGACAAAAGGCAAGACCAUUGCACUUCUUUGCCACCACUUCUUUCUAAGGGCCAGCAUUACCAGUGCAAUAGCAGUGAUGGUUCAGAAAAGAGCUGGAUGGAUGAUUAUGAUUAUGUGCACUUGCAGGGAAAGGAAGAGUUUGAAAGGCAACAAAAAGAGCUACUAGAAAAAGAAAAUAUCAUCAAACAGAGCAAGAUGCAACUGGAGCAUCAUCAGUUAAAUCAGUUCCAGAGGUUGGAACAAGAAAUCACAAAGCCUGUGGAAAAUGACAUCUCAAAAUGGAAGCCACCUCAAAACCUUCACCCUGUAAACAGCCUGGUAGCUUCACAUGAAAGGCAGCUGCUUUUAUUUUAUUCGGACCAGUGUGAGACUAAUUUCAUUUCCCUCUUAAAUGCCAUUGAUGCCUUCUUCAGCUGCAUUAGUGCUGCUCAACCACCAAGGAUCUUUGUUGCUCACAGCAAGUUUGUCAUCUUGAGUGCUCAUAAACUGGUGUUCAUUGGGGACACCCUGACCCGGCAGUUAACAACUCAGGAAAUACGCAACAGUGUCAUGAAUUCCAGCAACCAGCUUUGUGAAUUGCUUAAAAGCAUUGUCAUGUCAACCAAGAUGGCUGCCUUGAAUUAUCCCAGCACAGCAUCUCUGCAAGACAUGGUAGACCGUGUGACAGAACUUUCCCACUAUGCACAGUUGUUUAAAUGUUCCUUGGCACACAUGGCAUCUUACUGAGGUGCACAAAAUUGACUCAAACCCAUGAAAAAUCAUGCUUUUAAGAAAAGAACUGGAAAUAUUUUCUAUAUUGUGUUUUAAAUUUUUUAAAACAUGAUCAUUUAUUUUUUCUAGAUGUUUUAUAUUGAAUAUUUUAAAUUCAUUUUAUGGAUUAGAAAUUAUAAAGGUUUCUAGCAAUCUCUGUUGUUUCUGUAUCAAGUUUAAAUAUACAUAUAUAAAUAUGAAAUGAUACUCUGCACAUA